ACUCAAAAUUUGAUAUUGUCAUGAUUACUAGAUGCUAUAAUUGCUACUGAAAGAUUUAAAUUUUCCAGUUGCUCGCAGCUUUUAUCGUGUCAUUCAUUGCAGUGAUGGCAGUUAUUGGUUCUCAUGGAUACCUCCCCUUCAGUUUAGGUACGCCAGGGUUGAUUGGCUUGGCUCUCUCAUAUGCGGCUCCAAUUGUAUCUUUACUUGGAAGCUUCUUAACAAGUUUCACGGAAACAGAGAAAGAGAUGGUUUCUAUUGAGAGGAUCUUACAGUAUAUGGAUGUUCCUCAAGAAGAAGAUGUUGGAGGUCAUCCGUUACAUCCACAAUGGCCCCAUCAAGGAGAGAUCAAUUUUGUCAAUGUGACUCUUAAGUACAAGCCACAACUGCCUCCUGCUUUGUGUGGUGUUUCUUUUGACAUUGCUGGGGCAACACAGGUUGGUAUAAUUGGAAGAACAGGUGCAGGAAAAUCAAGUAUUUUGAACGCCAUAUUUCGGCUCUACCCAACAUGUGGAGGAUCUAUCAUGGUUGAUGGCAUAAACGUUGCUGGUGUUUCUGUCAGAUAUCUUCGCUCAAGAUUCGCUGUUGUACCCCAGGCUUCUUUCUUGUUUGAAGGAUCGAUAAGGAAAAAUCUAGAUCCAUUGCAAGAGAACAUGGAUUUUGAGAUCUGGAAUGCCCUAGAAAAAUGCAACAUCAAGGAGGAGGUAGAAGCAGUAGGUGGACUGGAUGUUCAACUGAAAGGGUUUGGAACAGCAUUCUCUGUUGGUCAAAAGCAGCUAAUCUGCCUUGCACGUGCUCUCCUCAAGUCUUGUAAGGUACUUUGCUUGGAUGAAUGUACGGCAAAUGUGGAUACUGAAACAACUUCAAAACUACAGAAAACUCUAGCCACUGAAUGCCAGGGAACAACGGUUAUCACAAUUGCCCAUCGCAUUUCCACAGUUUUGAACGUGGACAAUAUCCUGAUUUUGGAUAGAGGGUUUCUGGUUGAACAGGGUAACCCGCGGAUUCUUCUAGAAGAUCAGUCAUCCAUAUUUUUCAGCUUCGCCAAAGCUUCAAAUGUGUGAUGCAUCUCCGAUGAUGACUUAGGUUUUAGAAAACUAGUUCGGCGACUGGAAGAUGUUGCAUAGUAGAGCAACUAUCCACCUUCAAACUUACUCUUGUUUUAGUUCUAAUGGUUGCUAAAGUAUUAAUGUAGGCUGAACCAAAUCUUCAAGCGUGAAGUUGUUGUACAAUAAAACCAUUAUCUUAGCUCAAAAAGCUGCUGGAAAAAAGAAUGGUAGAUGUGCAAGGGUUUAACUUCUAUGGACUUGUGGGAAUAUUUAUGCAUGAUAAGUGCCAUUAAGAUGUUAUUGUUCA
Molecule: messenger RNA, 1353 nt
Organism: Nicotiana tabacum (common tobacco)
Lineage: Eukaryota; Viridiplantae; Streptophyta; Magnoliopsida; Solanales; Solanaceae
Source: RefSeq, a predicted model, not a curated record